UCUGUGUAGGCUGCGGUUUGUCGUGUUAUUUUAUUGAAAUAGUUUUCUUAUUCGUGAUGUCGAUUCCGGUUUGCUGAAGUAAUGAGUAAUUUUUCUAGCACUUCUUCACAAUUUCUUCAAAAUGCCUAAAGAACAAUAUAGGGAGACAUACGUGGGCCGAAAGAUUUCUCAUGUGACGUUCAAUGUGGAUAGUCCGUCGCAGAUCCAGCAGGCCGCUCACAUCCAGGUGAUCACGAAGAGCUUGUACGCCCAAGAUGGGCAGCGGGUGCCUGCGACAUAUGGCGUGCUGGAUAGACGUAUGGGCACAAACCAGAAGGACGCAAACUGCGAGACGUGUGGCCUGGGGCUGGCGGAGUGCGUGGGCCACUACGGGUACAUCGAGCUGGCGCUGCCUGUGUUCCAUGUGGGCUACUUCCGGGCUACUAUCACUAUACUGCAGACUAUUUGUAAAGAAUGUGCAAAAGUGAUGCUCCCCGAGCCAAUAAAGAAGUCCUACCGUCGCAAGUUCAUGAACCCGGAGCUAUCCUACCUACACAAGAAGAGCCUUCGCGCGGCCGUCCACAAGAAGGCCAAGACGUGCAGCAAGUGUCCCUCCUGCGACGCCCUCAACGGGAUGGUCAAAAAGAGCUCUGCGGGUAUCCUCAAGAUCGUGCAUGAGAAAUACAGAGCAAAGAAGCCCGACGAUCCCGUAGUGUUACGAGUGCUGAAUGAGUUCAACGAAGCCAAGGAGUCCAACAAGGAGCUGGCCACCAUGAUCAACAGCGGCCUGGUCAUUGAGAUGAGCCCUUUGACGGUCAUCAACCUGUUCCGCCGCAUUCCCGACGAGGACAUCCCACUGCUGGGCAUGAACGUGAAGCAGUCGCGGCCCGAGGACCUGAUCCUCACGCGGCUGCCCGUGCCGCCUAUAUGCAUCCGUCCCAGCGUGGUGUCUGAGAUCAAGGCCGGCACAAACGAGGACGAUUUGACGAUGAAGCAAUCCGAGAUCCUCCUCAUAAAUGACGUCAUAGCUCGCCACAUCGCCAGCGGCGGCAAGAGCGAGCUGGUGCAAGAAGACUGGGACUACCUGCAGCUGCACGCCGCGCUCUACAUCAACAGCGAGAUGUCGGGGAUCCCCCUCUCGAUGCAGCCGAAGAAGCCAGGGCGCGGGCUGGUGCAACGCCUGAAGGGCAAGCAGGGCCGCUUCCGCGGCAACCUGUCCGGCAAGCGCGUGGACUUCUCCAGCCGCACCGUCAUCUCGCCAGACCCCAACCUGCAGAUACAGGAGGUCGGCGUGCCAGUGCACGUGGCAAAAGUCCUCACAUACCCCGAGCGAGCAUUCGCGGCGAACUUGGCGUGGCUGCGCGCGCUCGUGCGGCUGGGGCCCGACGCGCACCCCGGCGCCAACUACGUGCAACAGCGCGGACUGCGACACAAGAAGUUCCUCAAGUACGGCAACCGGGAGAAGAUCGCGCAGGAGCUCAAGUGCGGCGACAUCGUCGAGCGACAUCUGGUGGACGGAGACGUGGUGCUGUUCAACAGACAGCCCUCGCUGCAUAAACUCUCCAUUAUGUGCCACCGGGCCAGGGUGCAGCCACAGAGGACUUUCAGGUUUAACGAGUGCGUGUGCACUCCAUACAAUGCUGAUUUCGACGGAGACGAAAUGAACAUGCAUCUACCACAGACGGAAGAGGCGAGAGCUGAGGCUCUUAUUCUCAUGGGGAACAAAUCCAACCUCGUCACGCCGCGAAACGGAGAACUCCUCAUCGCAGCGACCCAGGACUUCAUCACCGGCGGCUACCUCAUCACACAGCGCGACACUUUCUUCACCAAGCAGGAGGCUCAUCAGCUGGCCGCCUGUCUGCUGGCGGGCCCUGACGCCACCAUGCGCAUCGACAUGCCUCCGCCCGCCAUCAUCAAGCCGCGGAUGCUGUGGACCGGGAAGCAGAUCUUCAGCUUGAUAAUGAAACCAAACAAACGGUGCGAGAUCAAGGCCAACCUCGAAACUAAAGGCAAGAACUACACCGGCAACCAAGACAUGUGCGUGCAGGAUUCAUAUGUGAUAAUCCGCAACUCGGAACUGCUCUGCGGGUCGAUGGACAAAAGCACGCUGGGCUCUGGUACCAAGAGUAGCAUCUUUUACAUCCUGCUGCGCGACUGGGGCGAGGAGCACGCCGUCCGAGCCAUGUGGAGGCUGGCUCGCAUGGCGUCGUACUACAUGAUGAACCGCGGCUUCAGCUUCGGCAUCAUCGACGUCACGCCCGGCAAGAAGCUCAUCGAGGCCAAGAACAAGCUGCUGGAGACUGGGUACUCGAAAUGCGACGGCUACAUCUUGGAAAUGGAGAAGGGAACGCUCCAGUGCCAACCCGGAUGCACGAUGGAGGAGACCUUGGAAGCCGUCAUGCUCAGCGAGCUUAGUAGUAUCAGAGAGUUGGCCGCCAAAGCUUGCUUCCGUGAGCUACACCCGACAAACGCACCACUGAUCAUGGCACAAAGCGGGUCCAAAGGAUCAAACAUCAACAUCUCGCAGAUGAUAGCGUGCGUGGGGCAACAGGCGCUGAAUGGCAAGCGAGUGCCCAACGGCUUCGAAGACCGCUCUUUGCCACAUUUUGAGAGGCAUUCCAAGAUCCCCGCCGCCCGAGGGUUCGUGGAGAACAGCUUCUACUCGGGGCUCACGCCGACGGAGUUCUUCUUCCACACCAUGGGCGGGCGCGAGGGGCUGGUGGACACCGCCGUCAAGACUGCCGAGACAGGGUACUUGCAGCGGAGACUUGUCAAGUCAUUGGAGGACCUGGUGCUGCAUUACGACAUGACGGUGCGCAACGCGACUGGCGAAGUCGUGCAGUUCCAGUACGGCAGCGACGGGCUUGACCCAUCCUGCAUGGAGGGCAAGGGCCGGCCCGUCGACCUGCCGCGCGUGCUCGCCGACGUGCGAGCGAGGUGCCACGCCAGGUACACGCCGCGUGACGUCACGACCAGGUGGAGCGGUCCAGUACGGCAGCCACGGGCUCGACCCGUCCUGCAUGGAGGGCAAGGGCCGGCCCGUCGACCUGCCGCGCGUGCUCGCCGACGUGCGAGCGAGGUGCCACGCCAGGUACACGCCGCGGAAGAAGAACCUUUGGACGGAGAUGGUAUCGUUCUAGCUGCCGAAGAAACUUUAGCUCUGGACGACUUCAAGACUUGCCCAAUCGAGUUCAAGAACGAAAUAUUGGCGUUCCUAAAAAAGAUCGCGGACAAAGUGCGCAAUCUUCGGGCGAAGUACGCGCACUGCGGGCCCAUCAUCCGUCAGCUGGAGCGCCUCACGCUGACGCAGCUGGUGCGCUUCGUGCGCGUCUGCCACGACAAGUACCAGCGCAGCGUCAUCGAGCCCGGCACCGCGGUGGGCGCGCUGGCGGCGCAGAGUAUCGGCGAGCCGGGCACCCAAAUGACCCUCAAAACCUUCCACUUUGCGGGCGUAGCGUCCAUGAACAUCACUCAAGGAGUGCCGCGUGUCAAGGAAAUCAUCAACGCGUCCAAGAACAUCUCGACACCAAUCAUCACGGCCGAGCUGAUGAAGCCGCACGACCAGGAGUUCGCUAGGAAGGUCAAGGGGCGGGUGGAAAAGACUACACUAGGAGAGAUCACAACUUACAUAGACGAGGUAUACUUGCCAAAUGAGUGCUUCCUUCUCAUUCGGCUGGACGCGGAGCGCAUCAAGUUGCUGUGUCUGGAAGUCAACGUGGACUCUAUCAUUUAUUCGAUAUGCACAUCAAAGCUGAAGCUAAAACCAGCUAACAUCACAGCAGUAUCAGAGUGGGCCAUCAAAGUGUCGGGCGAGGCGAGCCGCGCCGGCUGGCUCAACGUAGGGCUCCAACAAUUGGCCCGACUAUUGCCCGCCGUGCCCGUCAAGGGGCUCCCGCAAGUGUCACGUGCCGUCAUCGCCGCCGACGACACUGUCAGCCCAGUGCGGUAUAAGUUGUGCGUGGAGGGCGACGGCUUGCGGGACGUGAUCGCGACGUACGGCGUUGACGGAACCAAGACCACGUCCAACAACAUCCUUGAGGUGUACCACACGCUGGGCAUCGAGGCAGCCAAGUCGACCAUCAUCAGCGAGAUCCAGGCCGUGAUGGAGGGGCACGGCAUGAGCGUGGACCGCCGCCACGUGGAGUUACUGGCCGGACAGAUGACGGCGCGCGGCGAGGUGCUCGGCAUCACGCGCUACGGGCUCGCUCGCAUGAAGGACUCCGUGCUCAACCUGGCCAGCUUCGAAAAAACCGCCGACCACCUAUUCGACGCGGCGUACUACGGGCAGCGCGACCACAUCGAGGGCGUAUCAGAAUCAAUCAUCGUGGGCGUGCCGGCCGGCGUGGGCACGGGCGUGCUGCAGCUGCUGCACGCGCACGCGCCGCCGCCCGCGCGCCCGCCCGCGCCGCUGCUGUUCGAUAGACCAGAAUACCACCCGUCUAUAUGGGAAUGACAGCACACGCGGUAAUUGGGACCGCCCCCUAUCGGGAGUAAGCCACGCCCCCUACUGUUCUACGCAGCAAGUAUGACGCGCCACCGCCUCUCUAUUUGCGAGUGAGUUACGCCCGCUAAAGCCUGGUCCGUGAGCACGUAGAAUCCCGUCCAAUGACCCCAAGCUACUCAUCCUUAUCGCUCGCGCGUAAUUAUAUUGCUGUCGCGACUGUGCGACGCGCGCCCGCAGUGAGUGUGCGAGCGUGACAGCAACAUAAUUACGUGCGAGCGACAAGGAUGGGCAGCUUGGGGUCAUUGGACGGGAUUCUACGUGCUCACGGACCAGGCUUUACUGUUCGACGCGGCUGAGUAGGAUGACGCCGACCACGCUCACGCGCCACGCUCGCUGUUAGACCGCCCAUCUAUCUCCAAAUGAGGAUAGACGCUCUGCUGUUUAAAGCAGCUUACUAGGGUAGCGCGACUACAUCGAGGGAGUAUCGGAGUCGAUCAUCGUGGGCGUGCCGGCCGGCGUGGGCACGGGCGUGCUGCAGCUGCUGCACGCGCACGCGCCGCCGCCCGCGCGCCCGCCCGCGCCGCUGCUGUUCGAUAGACCAGAGUACCACCCGUCUAUAUGGGAAUAACACUUAGCAUCAUCCGUCU
Molecule: messenger RNA, 5070 nt
Organism: Ostrinia nubilalis (European corn borer)
Lineage: Eukaryota; Metazoa; Arthropoda; Insecta; Lepidoptera; Crambidae
Gene: Polr3A
Product: DNA-directed RNA polymerase III subunit RPC1
Exons: 28
Coding region: 122-4432 (1436 amino acids)
Biological process (GO): DNA-templated transcription
Cellular component (GO): RNA polymerase III complex
Molecular function (GO): DNA binding
Source: RefSeq, a predicted model, not a curated record